Messenger RNA from Nicotiana attenuata, 992 nucleotides. RefSeq names its product B3 domain-containing transcription factor VAL3-like. Lineage: Eukaryota; Viridiplantae; Streptophyta; Magnoliopsida; Solanales; Solanaceae. The transcript has 6 exons. The record is from RefSeq and is a predicted model, not a curated record. Bases 193 to 645 code for a protein of 150 amino acids.
AGAAAUUCCCGCUCUUUCACCCCAAGUCGGUUGAUUUCCCUCCUCUUUCAAGACCCUUCUUCUCCAAUUGAGUAAUCCAAAUGGCGCGGGUUUCAAUUGAAAUAAUUGCCUCUCUGAAAUAUUACAAAGUGAAGAGGUAAGCAAAACAAGCAAAGCUUAACAACAAUCCCGUUAGGGUUUCUGAAAGCUUCAAUGGCUUCUUCUUCCUCAAGAAGUCCCUGCUUUCAAUGUAAAGAUUCAACCUCAGCUAAUUUCAGAAAUGGUUGGCGUCUUCGCAGUGGCAAGUUUGCUCAGCUCUGUCAUCUUUGCGCUUCUGUGUAUGAGGCUGAGAGGUUUUGCGAGACUUUCCAUAGAAGAGAUGAUGGAUGGAGAGAUUGUGAGUCAUGUGGCAAGUUGGUCCAUUGUGGAUGUAUUGUAUCAUUCGACGCAUAUCUGCUGUUGGAUUUUGGUGGAAUUAUGUGUAUGGAGUGCUCAAAGAAGAAUUUCAUUCUUGCACGGAACCAUUGCUUGUCUCAUGAAAGUCAAGUACCAACCGGAGAAUCUCGGCUAGUCCCAUCCAGCCUUGUUACUUUUUAUCGAAUUGAACCAGGAAAGAAACUGGUCAUGGGAUUAAGGAAAAGUUCUGCUGGUUCUACCACCUCAUAGGUUGUUUGCAAUGACAGUCUGAUGAUGAUUUUGAUACUUUGGUUUGUGCCCUUUACCCGUGACCCCCAGAGGUGGAGCUACUCUAUUAGGUGCGGGUUCGGCCGAACCUAGUCACUUUUGCUUAAAUAUUGUAUUUGUACUAGAAAAUUCAUUAAAUAUGUAGAAAAAUUUAAUUGCGAACCCAGUAACUAAGACAAGCUAUGGUUUUCAUGGUAAAUUUAGAACCCAUAAACUUCAAAUCUUGGCUCUACCUCUGGCGACCCCUAUCCCCGUGACCCUAGAUGCUGAAGUUAUAUGUGAACCCAACGAUCUCGUCACAUAAUCUACAAGUGAAAGAUUAUGUUGCU